Messenger RNA from Oryzias melastigma (Indian medaka), 866 nucleotides. It is a transcript of the gene pycard, whose product is annotated as PYD and CARD domain containing. The record is from RefSeq and is a predicted model, not a curated record. Gene Ontology annotation, biological process: regulation of apoptotic process; innate immune response; inflammatory response. The coding region runs from base 153 to 695 and encodes 180 amino acids. The transcript is spliced from 3 exons. NCBI's taxonomy places the organism in Eukaryota, Metazoa, Chordata, Actinopteri, Beloniformes, Adrianichthyidae.
ACGAGGUUCAAAGUCGUCGUUGAUUGGCCCUGGGCCCCCAAAUCUGUGAAUCCGCUCCUGUUUGCGCCUCUUUUCUCCGUCAGUCGUCUUCUUCCUCUUCCUCAUUCCUCUGCCGAGCAUCUGUCCAGCUCCGUCUGGGGUUCUGACGGGAAAUGGGCUCCAGGACCCACAAGAAGAUUCUGGCGGACACGCUGGAGGACCUGACCGAGACAAACUUCCAGAAGUUCGUCCAGGACCUGGUGGACCGCCGGCAGGAGCCGCGCGUCAGGCGCGCCCGCGUGGACGGGAAGGGCUUCCUGGUGGUCGCAGAUGUGAUGGUCUCCACCUUCACGGAGAAGAAGGUUCUUUCGGUGGCCGCGGAGAUCCUCAGGGGGAUCGGCUGCUCCGAGGAGGCGCAGCAGCUGAAGGAGGCGGAGUCUUCACCUUCUGGUUCAGAACAACACUUUGUGGACAAACACUUCAGCGAGCUGAUCGACAGAGUCACCUGCGUUGAACCGAUCUUAGAUCUGCUUCUCCAGAAAGAAGUCCUCCAGCAUGAAGCCUAUAACUCCAUCAGAUCGAUGCCCACCCCUCAAGCUAAGAUGCGGGAGCUCCUGAUUCACCUGAGGGCAAGCCCCGCCCACAAAGACAUCUUCUACGACAUCCUAAAGAAGCAGCAGAAACACCUCGUUGAAGACCUUGAAGGAAACAGUUAAACAUGUUUUUGAAGAAAAGGAAUAAAAUAUUGUUAUUGGUGGCUGAUUUUGUCUUUGUUUACGGAGGGAACAAUGUGAGGAGUCCCCACAGCGAAUCAGCUCUCUCCAUCAAACCCCGUCUUGACACGCUCAUCAGCUGUGAAACAAAAAUAAAUAACUGGUUUACUGAAA